AUGCCGUCCAUUCUGACCGAUGCGGAUAAGGAAACCGUGAAGAGAACGGUUCCCAAGCCCGGUAACAAGAUUCUUGCCGUCGGUGUCGCGCGACUCUACGUUGCCCACCCUAGCACCCAAAAAUGGACAUACACAGGGCUGCAGGGUGCUGCUGUUCUUGCCAAUGACUUGGUCGGUCACACUUUCUGGCUCAAGCUUGUCGAUGUCUCUCCCGCGAGCCGCGGAGUUAUAUGGGAUCAAGAAGUCUACGAGGGCUUCUAUUACAACCAAGACCGUGUUUUCUUCCACACUUUCGAGUUAGAAGAAUGUCCGGCUGCCCUGUCGUUUGCCGACGAGAAGGAGGCAAAAACGUUCAUGAAAAAGAUGCAUGAGCGUGAGAAAAGCGCAAGCAAAGAAACGAAGGCGACCCCGUUCUCCUCCACUCGCGGGCAAGGACCGGCUCCAGUAUCGAAUGGGAAACCGGGUCGCUCACUCUUUGGAGGCCUGCUGGGUCGAAGUUCAUCCACUGCUGCACCAGUUGCGCCUCCGACUGCCCCUCCGAGUGCGCCUCUGAUUGCUCCUCCAAGUGCCCCUCCAAGUGCUCCUCCAAGUGCUCCUCCGCCUGUUACAGCUCCAAGACAACCUUCGCCAGCUCCGAUCCUAGCUCCCACGCCGGCGCCCAAAACUUCGUCAUUGGAUCUUACUGACCCAGCUAUUCAAGGCGUGCUAGCGGAGUUACGGGGAAUGGGCAUUACAGAAGACCAAAUCCAAGACAACGAAGAUUUCAUCAAAUCCUACAUUCAGAAACAGGCCGAUAGCGCCGAUGGGGCUGCAGCUUCUGCAGAAGACGAUCGAAAAGUUAAAGCACCCCCGCCGCCUCCUCCAGCAGCGCCGCCAGCUCCAAAGGCUUCUGCAAUCAGUCCUCAGAAUACUGGUGGCAGUGGUGGUCGGCGCGGUCCUCCUCCACGACCGCCUCCAUCGCGCCGACGACCAGAUGCGUCUCCAACGCUGCAAGAACCUGAAGCCCCUGCUCCUCCGCCGCCUCGAGAACCUUCACCACCUCGGCCAAGAUUCCGAGCACCACCGCCAAUUGCAGAUGCUGGUAAAUUUGCUCAGCCUGUGACUGCACCGGGCCGGCCACGAGCCUCAUCCAGUGUUACACCUGGUCCUCCUCCGCCUCCGCGACCACCAAAAACCCCGUUGGAACAUUCCCAGUCUCCGCCUCCGCCUCCAAGACCACACGGUGUUCCUCCUCCAUUCCAAGGGGACCGCAAAGUCUCAGCGCCGCCGGCACCUCCUAGCCGCAGUCCGGCCCAUGCACCACCUCCUCCGCCACCUCGCGAUAAUAGUCCGCAGCUCAGAAACUCGUAUGGAGCAGCUUCCCCUAUUCCUCCUCCACCUCCAGCACGAGUUCCGGUGUCUCCUCCCCCCCCUCCUUCGGCUUCUCGUCCAGUACCGCCUCCACCGCCUCCUCCAUCCUCAGGAGCUCCACCACCUCCGCCACCUCCGCCUCCAUCUUCAGGAGCACCAGUACCGCCGCCGCCGCCGCCGCCUCCUCCAUCUUCCGGGGCACCACCCCCUCCCCCUCCACCACCACCUCCUUCUACAGGAGCUCCUCCGCCUCCUCCUCCACCCCCUCCGGGUGGAUCGGGCCCUCCCGCACCUCCUCCGCCGCCAGGAGGACCAGCUCCGCCACCUCUGCCAUCAGGUGGCGAUGGACGAGACGGUUUGCUUGCGGCCAUUCGUGCCUCUGGUGGAGGUGGGUUGCGAAGGGUCAACGCUUCUGAAAAGCGUGACCGAAGUGCCGCAGCGGUUCCUGGUGGAGCUAGUGAUACACCAGCUGUGUCAACACCUGGUGCUGGUCCUGGUGGUGGUGGUCUCGCAGACGCCCUUCAGGGUGCGUUGGCUAAACGAAAACAAAAAGUCAGCGGCAGUGACGACGAGAAGGAUGACGAUGAUGACUGGUAA
Messenger RNA from Talaromyces rugulosus, 1947 nucleotides. RefSeq lists its product as uncharacterized. Gene Ontology annotation, biological process: Arp2/3 complex-mediated actin nucleation; retrograde transport, endosome to Golgi; endocytic recycling. The record is from RefSeq and is a predicted model, not a curated record. Lineage: Eukaryota; Fungi; Ascomycota; Eurotiomycetes; Eurotiales; Trichocomaceae. Gene Ontology annotation, molecular function: actin binding; alpha-tubulin binding; gamma-tubulin binding. The transcript has 3 exons. The coding region runs from base 1 to 1947 and encodes 648 amino acids. Gene Ontology annotation, cellular component: recycling endosome; WASH complex; early endosome.